AUGUUCCCAUCGGAUGCCCUUAAAAUAAUAGAUUGCCCUAAUGGGUUAAAUUGUAUGCGAAUUAUUUGUUGGUUUAAGCAUACUGAAAAUAAUAUCAAUAAUAAUAAUACUUUUGAUAAUAAUUAUAAUAUAAUCAAUAAUAAUAAUAAUAAUAAUAAUUUUAAUAAUAAUUAUAAUAAUAAUUAUAAUAAUAAUAAUAAUUAUAAUAAUAAUUUUAAUAAUUUUAAUAAUAAUAAUUUUAAUAAUAAUAAUAAUUUUAAUAAUAAUAAUAAUAAUUUUAUAAACAACAAUAAUAAUUUUAAUAAUAAUAAUAAUAAUUUUAUAAAUAACAACAACACUAAUAAUAGCAAUAAUUUCAAUAACAAUAGUUUUAAUAAUUAUAAUAAUAAUUUUAAUAAUAAUAAUAAUAAUAAUAAUUUUAAUAAUAAUUAUAAUAAUUAUAAUAAUAAUUUUAAUAAUAGCCCUAAUAAUCCAAAUAACACCAACAACAAUAACAAUCAAAAUGCAUUGGGCGCAAAUUUGAGAAUUGGUAGAAAUAGAAUUAGUGUUGAUAAAGAUCCAAGAUUAAAUAAAAAUGUUAGAAAUGGUUAUGGUUUAGGAACAAAUGUAAAUAAUAGUAGUGGUAGUGGAAAUAGCAACAUCAACAACAACAACAACAACAACAACAACAACAACAACAAUGAACAAAAUAAUAGUAAUCCCACAAAUAAAUUUAAUGUAGAAAUAAAAAAAGGUAGUUCAUCAAAUGAAGAUACUACAACUGCAAAUGAAUAUAACCCAUCCGAUGAAGAUCCUAUAGAUUUGGAUCAUUUACCUACAUUACAAAAGGAUACUUCACAACACAUUCCGUCAUCAUCAUCAUCAUCAUCAUCAUCAUCAUCACAAUCACAUCAUAGUGGUUCACAUACACCACUUAAAAAGAGAUUUUCAAUUGACCAAGCUCCUACCCCUUCUCAUCAUCCAUCAGAUGCCAAUCCUAAUAAAUUAAAAUCAACAACAUCAGCACUUUAUAAAAAACAAAAAGAUAAAAGAGAAAGAGAAGAUAAAGAAAAAGAAGAAGCACAUGAAUCAGAAGAACAUUCAGAAGAAGAUGAUCAUGCUAAAACAACAACUACAACCACUACAACAACCACAACAGCAACAGCAGCAACAACAACAAAAGGAAAGAAGCAAAAGGUAGAGAUUGAACAAAAUCCAAAUGAAGCUCAAAAAUUGAAAACAUCAAUUUGGAAUCCAACUUUAAAAAAUGUAUUAUCAAAACCACCAAAUAAAGAAAUGUUGGAUUUAAUUACAAAGGAUGAUGUAUUCGAUCAAACUAAAUGGAUUUCUCUAGGUGUUGAUACUUCACUCUUACCUUCAAUCGUGGUUGAAUCAAGAACAAAAGUACCAAAAUCUGUUAGACAAAUUGAUUCAAUUUCUAAUAUUAUCAUUUUUUUUUUUUUUUUUUUUUUAAAACACAUUUAUAGUAUAUUAUUUUAUAUUUUGGAAAAGUGUUUAGGAAUAAUAAGUGAUAAAAUGAAAGCGAUUGAAGAAUCUAUUAAAAUUGAAGAAAAAAUUUAUGCUGAUUCUGUUAGCAAAAAUGUUUUUGAGUUUAUUAUUAUACAAUUAUUAAUUGCCAGUAUUAUUGUUGUUAUCACUAUUAUUAUUAAUAUUACUAUUAUUAUUAUUUUUAUUGUUGUUGUUGUUGAUAUUAUCAUCAUUGUUUGUAUUAUUUUGAUUUCUUCCUUUUGUUUUUUUAUCUGA
Messenger RNA from Dictyostelium discoideum AX4, 1743 nucleotides. RefSeq lists its product as hypothetical. NCBI's taxonomy places the organism in Eukaryota, Evosea, Eumycetozoa, Dictyosteliales, Dictyosteliaceae. The coding region runs from base 1 to 1743 and encodes 580 amino acids. The transcript is spliced from 3 exons. The record is from RefSeq and is a predicted model, not a curated record.